AUGGCACAGACUCCAGAGAACAAGGCCGCCUGGCUAUCUGGCUCCAAAGUUACGCCGCUUGAGAUCGGCCCCGCGCCAUACACACAACCCGGACCUCACCAGAUCGUGGUGAAGAAUAGUGCACUGGGCAUCAAUUCGGUUGACUGGGCUAAGCAGCUGCUGGGUGAAGGUUUGCUAGGUCAUAUCAGCUAUCCUUUCAUUCUUGGAGAGGAUGUGGCCGGCACCGUCGUCGAGGUGGGCGAAGGCGUGGAGCGCUUCCGCGUCGGCGACCGUGUUGUGGCUGCGGCUGCUGCCAUCUCCCUCAACACCUCCCUCGAGGGCGGUUUUCAGCUGUACACAGUCAUUCGCGAGUGGCUAGCCGCACCACUGCCGGAAAGCAUUACCUUUGAGCAGGCCAGCGUGAUACCAUUGGCCGUGUUCACAGCCUCUCAUGGUCUGUUUGACGCCAGCUACCUGGGCCUUGAUUUACCCACCGUGCCCGCCCCUCCGUCUAGCGCCGACAGGCAUGCUGUCAUUAUCACUGGCGGCUCAUCCGCUGUUGGCAGCACCGCAAUCCAGCUGGCCGUGUCCGCCGGCUACGAGGUUGUGUCGACGGCGUCGCCCAAAAACUUUGACUUCGUCAAGAAGCUCGGUGCUACCCAUGUGUUUGACUACAAGAGUGGUACCGUGAUCGACGAUAUCAGUGCAGCUGUCAAGGGGCUCCACCUUGCCGGUGGAUACUCCAUUGGCGAUGGCUCCAUCGACCUGCUGGCUGCCGUCUUGGCCAAGCACGAGGGCCCCUCCACCCAUAAAGUCAUUGCUCUUGCUGGCGGUCAGCCCGGUGGUGGCAGCAUUGACCCGAGUGUCCAAGUCAAGUUCAUCCUGCUGGGCCCGGAUGCCGCCGGCCCGGACUCAGUUGUGAGCAAAAUCUACAAGAAUUACCUCCCGGAGGCACUAGCCAAUGCGCAAUUUGUGCCAGCUCCCGAGGCGAUCGUCGUGGGUAAGGGACUGGAAAAGAUCCAGGAGGCAUUUGGAAUUCACAUGCAGGGUGUUUCAGCGAAGAAGAUUGUUGUGUCACUAUAG
Molecule: messenger RNA, 1062 nt
Organism: Penicillium canescens
Lineage: Eukaryota; Fungi; Ascomycota; Eurotiomycetes; Eurotiales; Aspergillaceae
Product: zinc-binding alcohol dehydrogenase family protein
Exons: 1
Coding region: 1-1062 (353 amino acids)
Molecular function (GO): oxidoreductase activity, acting on NAD(P)H
Source: RefSeq, a predicted model, not a curated record